AUGUCAACAACAGAGAACACAACAACAGUUAUAGUCCAUGAAGCUAUAAAUGAAGAAUACGAGUACAUACAGUUUAACAAACAGUUACGUCUCAUUCGUUCGGUCAAAGACGAUCUCGUAGUCGCAAAAACUCGAGUGGGAGAAAAACCCCAGUCGCCAAAACUCUAUGAAAAUCGUGAAAAAUUGCCAAACGGUUUGAGAGGAUAUUAUGUACAUAGACUUCUUGUAAAUGCUGUUGCAAUGUGGGCUUCGCCUCGUUAUGCUUGGUAUAUUUACAGACUUCUUGACGAAAUUCAUAGACAAGAACGUGAAGAGAUGGAAAAGAAACUUCAAGCAAAAGACAAAAGCAUUCAGAAAAGAAUACCACGUUCGGUACCAAAAGGAAAGGAAAAGAACUAUAAGUAUAUGAUUUAUACUGAAGAGAUGGAAAAUGAAGAAGAUAAAGAUAUGGUUAUGUUGCAUUUAGUCAGAAGAAACAACAAAAGCUUUUACGACCUUGCUAAGAUUUACAAAUCUGACAGAAAUUGGUUCUAUCGCGAAAACUUACCGAUUUCAAUGACCCCAAAUGAAGAUGUGAAACAAAUAGUUCAAGCUACGUUACCUCAAACACACUAUGAUAUGAAAGGUUGUACAAUACUUACCUUCAAAGAAGACUUACCGCUACUGAAAGAAAAAAUAACAGAGUAUUUUGACAACUUCAAACAAGCAGAGUAA
Molecule: messenger RNA, 714 nt
Organism: Trichomonas vaginalis G3
Lineage: Eukaryota; Parabasalia; Trichomonadida; Trichomonadidae
Product: KilA, N-terminal/APSES-type HTH, DNA-binding family
Exons: 1
Coding region: 1-714 (237 amino acids)
Source: RefSeq, a predicted model, not a curated record